AUGGAUUUUAAGGUUUUUGAAGGUGUCGUGGAUAGAUAUGAUGGUGUUACGAUAGAUUCUCUGAAAGAAACUUGUGAUUUACAGAAGUUUUCAGAAAUACUUUGUGGUUCACUAAAAAAAUGGACAGACGAAAAUAAAAGAUGCAUUUGGUUUAGAGUUAAUAUCGAGCAUGCUGCUUGGGUUCCAAUAUUAGCUGAUAAUGGUUUCACUUUUCACCAUGCGAGAGAUAAUUUUGUAAUGAUGUAUAAAUGGCUACCAUUAAAUACAUUAGCAAAUUUACCACCUGCUUGCCAUACUAAUAUUGGAGUGGGAGGUUUGGUUCUCAAUGACAAAAAUCAAAUGCUGGUAGUAGUUGAAAAACAUACUGAAAUUGCGCAUUGGAAGUUGCCAGGAGGAUAUGUUGAAAGAGGUGAAGACAUACAGAAUGCUGUAAUUAGAGAAAUAAAGGAAGAAACUGGUGUCGAUGCAACAUUUGAAUCACUUGUGACUUUAAGACAUACUCACAAAGCCAUGUUCGGCAAUUCAGAUAUAUACAUUGUUAUGUUACUGAAAGCUACUUCGGAUACGAUAAAUAAGUCUGAUAUUGAAAUCAAGGAUUGCAAAUGGAUGGAUGUUGAAGAAUUUUUGAAUCAUCCAAAUACAAUAAACUUCAAUCGAUUUAUAGUAAGGCAAGCUUUGGACUUAAAAGAAAGGAAACUGAAGUUCAAUUUUAAUAAAAGUACUUUAACAUUUGGCUCGUUGACUCGUGAAGUAACGGCUCUUGUGGUAGAAGAUUCGUUAUAA
Messenger RNA from Diatraea saccharalis (sugarcane borer), 783 nucleotides. The record is from the annotation of a GenBank genome assembly. Lineage: Eukaryota; Metazoa; Arthropoda; Insecta; Lepidoptera; Crambidae.